AUGAGGACAGAGUCAGGGUUCAAUGCUGCAGCAGUGGCGGUGCCGGCGGCGGUAGCGGGUGGCGGCCGCUCAGGGUCGGAUGCGGCGCCGUUGCUGUACCUGUUCGGGGGACUGGUGGCCAUGCUGGGCCUUGUGGGUGUCGCGCUCAUCCUCCUCGCUUGCGCCUACUGGAAGCUGUCAGGACACUUCGACCGCGGCGGAGCGGAACGGGGGGCUAAUCUGGAACCGGCGAUGGCGACGCCGGCGACGUUCUACAAGCAGGAGAUCGUGGUGGUCAUGGCCGGGGACGAGAAGCCGACGUACCUCGCGACGCCCAUCCCGGCGGGGGCUUCCUCGUUUGAUGAGAAAAGGGAGGAGUAG
Molecule: messenger RNA, 360 nt
Organism: Musa acuminata AAA Group (dessert banana)
Lineage: Eukaryota; Viridiplantae; Streptophyta; Magnoliopsida; Zingiberales; Musaceae
Product: protein GLUTAMINE DUMPER 3-like
Exons: 1
Coding region: 1-360 (119 amino acids)
Biological process (GO): regulation of amino acid export
Source: RefSeq, a predicted model, not a curated record